AUGAAGCUGAUCAUAGAGGAGAAUUCCGAAAAAGUGGCUGAUUUCGCUGCGAGAUACGUCACUAAGAAGAUCCGCGAAACGCCGAAGGGCAAGUACUUUGUAUUGGGCCUUCCAACCGGGUCCACUCCCCUCGGAAUGUACAGGAGACUGAUCGAAUUCCAUCAGAAAGGAUUGAUCUCAUUCAAAAUGGUCAAGACUUUCAACAUGGACGAGUACGUCGAUCUUGCGCGGGAUCAUCCGGAGUCUUAUCACUCAUUCAUGUUCGAGAACUUCUUCCGUCACAUUGACAUCGACCCGGCCAAUGUGAGUUCGCGAGAUUUCUGCAUCACACAAGCACGUUUUCAGAUUCAUAUUUUGGACGGAAACACUUCGAACCACGAGAAAGAGUGCGAAAACUACGAGAGGAAGGUAGUGGAAGCCGGCGGAAUCGACCUGUUCAUCGGAGGAAUCGGCCCGGACGGCCACAUUGCAUUCAACGAGCCGGGCAGUUCUCUGGCCAGCAGGACCAGAAUAAAGACCCUCAACGAGGAUACGAUCCAAGUGAGUUUGUCGCGUGGAACAUGCGUUCAACUAAAUCUCCCAGGCAAAUGCUCGUUUCUUCGGAGGGGACCUCUCAAAAGUGCCGACGCAAGCGUUGACGGUCGGCGUGCAGACUGUGAUGGAUGCCCGGGAAGUCAUGAUUCUGAUCACGGGAUCCCAUAAAGCACUGGCCCUCCACCAGGCGAUCGAGUGCGGAAUAUCCCACAUGUGCACAGUUUCGGCGAUGCAAUUGCACAAAGGAGCCACGUUCGUGGCGGAUGAGGACGCCACGUUGGAGCUGAAAGUGAAGACGGUCAAAUACUUCAAGGGACUCAUGGGGCAUCACAGAAAACUCGUCGAGUUCUAA
This is a messenger RNA of Caenorhabditis sp. 36 PRJEB53466, 886 nucleotides long. Lineage: Eukaryota; Metazoa; Nematoda; Chromadorea; Rhabditida; Rhabditidae. The record is from the annotation of a GenBank genome assembly.